GAAGAAAUAUUUAAAAUGUUUAUGUAAUAUUUUUCUAUUCAACUAACUCUUACCAUUUACUUUUGUCUUAUAGAGUGAGACAGAAACUGCGACCCAAUAUUUUUCUCUAAGUGAGGGAGAGGAGACACAAUCAAGCAGAAAGAAUCAAGCAGAAGAAAAUCUCAAGGAUACUACAAAACAUACAACUGAGCUAGUUUCCACAGAUGUUUCGAAGACACAACCUCUUACACAGCCUCUUACACAGCCUCUUACUCAGCAAACACAGCACCUUCAGACAAGUGAGGGAGAGCAAUCCGAUGAGACACCAUCAGAGCAGAAUCAAGCAGAAGAAAAUCUCAAGGAUACUACAGAACCUACUACUAGCUAGUUUCCACAGAGCCUACUACUGAACCUACUACUGAGCAUGUUUCAAAGAUACCGCCUAUUACUCAGAAAACAGAGCAUCUUCAGACAAGUGCUAUAGAUUUUUCAGAAACAAACGAGGUAUGCAUCGAGUAUAUUUGAUCUUUAAUUAUUAUUCUAACAAUUUGAAACCGCUGAUGUUACUGAAUCUUCAUUUUUCAUAGGUUGAAGUAAGCAGGCUUCUAGCUUACUUUCAAAUAGGCGCAGAGGUUGAGAUUUUGUCUACUGAUGACGAAAUAUGGUAUCCAGGAAAGGUUGUUGAUCUUAAACUGUGUGAAGGACUAGAGGAGCUGACAGUUGAGUACACGACACUCUUCGCAGACCAACAUAGACUUCAGAAACUUCAGGAUACUAUCACGGCUGACAAAAUACGUCCUGCAACACCAACUAGUGACCAAAAAUCCUUUGAGAUGAUGGAUAAGGUAGAAGUCUUUUACAACAAUGGCUGGAGCAGCGGACAAAUUAGCAUGGUACUUGGUGAUAACACAUACUCGGUGUGUCUCUAUACUUCUAUGGAAACUAUUCUAUUCAAACAUUCAGAUUUGCGAAUUCAUAGAGAAUGGAAAGAUGGAGUCUGGAAGAUGGCAGAUAAGGUGAAGCCUGAUAAGAAAAGGAAAGCUGCUGCCUCAUCACAAAAUUCAGGAAUGGAUAAUGUUUUCCUAAGAAGGAGCGAGAGGGUGCCUAAACGAUCUAGAGACACAAAAACUCCAUUCAAGUCUGACAGAAAUCCGGCUUUAACUGUAAUACCUGAGAUUAUACCUGCAGUUGAUCCGUUUUCAACUCCUGCGGAACAUAAGCUUUCAAGGCUUCAAAAUUGGAUGACAUUAAAGCCCGGCAUGCAUGAAACGUCCCUAUCAAUCAAUGAUAAUAAGAUAAGGAAAUCUUUCUUUCAAAGCAUGGAAAAUGCAAAAAAGGACCUUAAGAAAGAGCACAUUGAUGGAGCCUUUGCAAUGCUAAAUUGCAGAAGAAAUGAGAAUGCUGCUUGGUUCCACAACUACAAGAUUCUAAAGGCGUGCUUCCUACCUAUGGAGUUCUUGCAUUGCUUGCUCUCUCAUGAUUUGGCAUACAAGAAAGAAAAGGUCAAAGGUAAAAAGAUUUUCAACGAUUUAUUUAAAGAUAUUGUAAGAGAGAAGGUAUAUCCAGAGAAGACAUGGGGAGAAGAUGUUGAUGUUGUGUAUGGGAUUACUCUUGGAAAAAAAAGCAAUGUCUGGAUUGGGAUGGAAAUUCAUUUGAAGAAGAAAAGAAUCACAGUAUAUGAUUGUUUUCAAAAGGAAAGCAACAACAUUGAUAUUCCUCAAGUGAAAAAGUUGGCAGUGUUGAUUUCUGAUCUGCUGGUGGAAUCUUCUGGUGAUGAGGUAGAUAAAGUGAAGAUGAUUCCAUUUGAGGUUGAGCAGGCACAAGGUUUACCCAAGACAAAACAUCCUUUCAACUGUGGGAUAUUUCUUGUCAAGAUUCUGGAGUGCCAGUCAUUGAAGAUAGGAGACAUGACAAAGAUUAAUGAUGACAAUGCAUUGGAGCUAAGGAGAACCUUGUCUUGUGAGAUCUUCAACCAAUUUGUGGAUGAGAGCUUUGGGAAAUGAGAAUGAUGCAUCAAAACAUUUUUUGUUUUAGUUAAGACUCGGUUUUAGUUAUGACUGUUUAUUUUGUUAUGUUGUUGGCGUCUGGUUACAUAAGAAAGAUUGGAAGGAUAUCAAGUAUUUUUUUUGGGUAUCA
Brassica napus (rape) is the source of this 2115-nucleotide messenger RNA. RefSeq lists its product as uncharacterized. Lineage: Eukaryota; Viridiplantae; Streptophyta; Magnoliopsida; Brassicales; Brassicaceae. The record is from RefSeq and is a predicted model, not a curated record. Gene Ontology annotation, biological process: proteolysis. The transcript has 5 exons. The coding region runs from base 813 to 1982 and encodes 389 amino acids. Gene Ontology annotation, molecular function: cysteine-type peptidase activity.